GUGACCUCCAUGUGGGAGCUAGAGCUCUAUAAGUAAACACUCCGCGCGGUGCAGACAAGGCUGUUUCCUAUUUGUGAGGCGGGGGCUGCUUCAGCCGCGCUUCCGACUGGUUCCGGUUUACUUCCCUCCUCCGCUCUCUUAGGUGGGCUCGCGGUCUAGCAUUCGCCGCCGCCUGUCGGGCCCGGCGUCUGGUCGGUCUUCCUCGCUUGUGCGCGCGCUCGCCCGCCGGCCGCGGAGAACCAGAGCAGCCGGAGAAGCGGCGCGGGCCGGGCGGGGCGCGGCGCCCAGAGCGCAGGGGGAGACAAAGCGAAGCCGGCCCCUUCUCCCGGCGCCGAGAUGUGGAUCCAGGUUCGCACCAUCGACGGCUCCCAGACGCGCACCAUUGAGGACGUGUCUCGGAAAGCCACAAUUGAGGAGCUGCGCGAACGGGUGUGGGCGCUGUUCGACGUGCGGCCCGAGUGCCAGCGCCUCUUCUACCGGGGCAAACAGUUAGAAAAUGGAUAUACUUUAUUUGAUUAUGAUGUUGGACUGAAUGAUAUAAUUCAGCUGCUAGUUCGUCCAGACCCUGACCUUCCUAGCACAUCUAAACAGACUGAUGUACAGGCCAAACCCUGUUCUAAGAGUCCACCUAAAGUAAAGAAAACCCCAAGGGUGGGACCUUCCGGUCAGCCGUCUACAUCAACUCAUGAUUUUCUUAUUGAUCCUGGCAUUGGACUAUACAAGGUAAAUGAAUUGGUGGAUGCCAGAGAUGUUGCCCUUGGUGCUUGGUUUGAAGCACGUAUACAUAGUGUUACUAGAGCUUCUGAUGGACACUCACGUGGCAAAACUCCACUGAAGAAUGGCAGUUCUUAUAAAAGGACUAAUGGAAAUAUAAAUCAUAAUUCCAAAGAGAACACAAAUAAAUUGGACCAUGUACCCUCUACGUCUAAUUCAGACUCUGUUGCUGCUGAUGAAGACGUUAUUUAUCGUAUCGAGUAUGAUGAAUAUCCGGAAAGUGGUACUGUAGAAAUAAAUGUAAAGGAUCUUCGACCACGAGCUAGAACCACUUUGAAAUGGAACGAACUAAAUGUCGGUGAUGUGGUAAUGGUUAAUUACAAUGUAGAAAGUCCUAGUAAUAGAGGAUUUUGGUUUGAUGCAGAAAUUACCACACUGAAGACAAUCUCAAGGACCAAAAAAGAACUUCGUGUGACUGUUUUCUUGGGGGGUUCUGAAGGAAAAUUAAAUGACUGUCAGAUAAGAUUCAUAAAUGAAAUCUUCAAGAUCGAGAAACCUGGAGCCCAUCCUCUUUCAUUGGCAGAUGGAAAGUUUUUAAGGAAAAAUGACCCUGAAUGUGACUUUUGUGGUGGAGACCCAAAUAAGAAAUGCCGUUCUUGCUCCUGUCAUAUAUGUGGUGGAAAACAGGAACCCAACAUGCAAGUUCUAUGUGAUGAAUGUAACAUGGCCUAUCAUAUUUACUGCCUGAAUCCUCCUUUGGAUAAGGUCCCUGAAGAGGAAUACUGGUAUUGUCCUUCCUGUAAAACUGAUUCUAGUGAAGUUGUAAAGGCUGGUGAAAGACUCAAGAUGAGUAAAAAGAAAGCAAAGAUGCCAUCAGCUAGUACUGAAAGCCGAAGAGACUGGGGCAGGGGAAUGGCCUGUGUUGGUCGCACUAGAGAAUGUACUAUUGUUCCUUCUAAUCAUUAUGGACCUAUUCCUGGAAUUCCUGUUGGAUCGACUUGGAGAUUUAGAGUUCAGGUGAGCGAAGCGGGUGUCCAUAGACCCCAUGUUGGUGGAAUUCAUGGUCGAAGUAAUGAUGGCGCUUACUCUCUUGUCCUGGCUGGUGGAUUUGCGGAUGAAGUAGACCGAGGUGAUGAAUUCACAUACACUGGGAGUGGUGGUAAAAAUCUUGCUGGUAAUAAAAGAAUUGGUGCACCAUCGGCUGAUCAAACAUUAACAAACAUGAACAGGGCAUUGGCCCUAAACUGUGAUGCUCCAUUGGAUGAUAAAAUUGGAGCAGAGUCUCGGAAUUGGAGAGCUGGUAAGCCAGUCAGAGUGAUACGCAGUUUUAAAGGGAGGAAGAUCAGCAAAUAUGCUCCUGAAGAAGGCAACAGAUAUGAUGGCAUUUAUAAGGUGGUGAAAUACUGGCCAGAGAUUUCAUCAAGCCAUGGAUUCUUGGUUUGGCGCUAUCUUUUAAGGAGAGAUGAUGUUGAACCUGCUCCUUGGACCUCAGAAGGAAUAGAGCGGUCAAGGAGACUAUGUCUACGUUUGCAGUAUCCAGUAGGUUACCCUUCAGAUAAGGAAGGGAAGAAGACUAAAGGACAGUCAAAGAAGGCCAGUGGAGCCUCAAAAAGGCCAUCUACAGAUGAUGAUUGUCCAAGUGCCUCCAAAGUACUGAAAGCAUCAGAUUCAGGAGAAGCAGUUGAGGCUUUCCAACUAACCCCUCAACAACAACAUCUAAUCAGAGAAGAUCAUCAAAACCAGAAGCUAUGGGAUGAAGUUCUUGCAUCUCUUGUGGAAGGACCAAAUUUUCUGAAAAAAUUGGAACAAUCUUUUAUGUGUGUCUGCUGCCAGGAGCUAGUUUACCAGCCUGUGACAACAGAUUGCCUCCACAAUGUCUGUAAAGAUUGCUUACAGCGCUCCUUUAAGGCUCAAGUGUUCUCCUGCCCUGCUUGCCGGCACGAUCUUGGCCAGAAUUACAUCAUGAUUCCCAAUGAGGUUCUGCAGACUCUACUUGACCUUUUCUUCCCUGGCUACAGCAAAGGACGAUGAUCUGUCUACUUCUACUGUGUUGCUCCCUGUGGCUUUUUGGACAAUAAAGAAUCUAAAAUGGUUGGGGUGGGGGUGGGGGGUGGAAGCAAUGGUGGACCAUAUCUCUCACGUUCUGAAGCAGCUAAUCCUCUUUCCUACGUAGCCAUCAUCUUGUGUGUGUAGUAAGAGGCCCAUUUCUCAACUGUCUUUUAAAUAUCAAAAGGUAGUUCUUGUCAGUUUAACAACUAGUUUUAAUGAGUAAAAAGUCAAAGCCUCAGCUCUAGUUGAUAUCCAAGUUAUGAUUUAUUUUGCAACUACCUCAGGACAGAAAAGAUUUAUGGGGAUUUUUUAAAUCAUUGAAUAAUUAGUUAAAUGAAAUUUUAGCUACACACUGCCUCCCAAAUAUUAGUUGUGCCUGGUUCAUGUAAUUUGAUUUUCAGAAAAGGAAGUGACACUUGAGAUUGUUGGAAUGAACGCAGCUUCUGUAGUGUGCAUAAUACAUUUUUAAUGUCUUCUUCCAUUACAGUGUGUGUUUUGCAGGACAGGUUCAUUUUUUUAGCCAAUUUUGUGAGCUCCAUUGUGCUUUUUUCUGGUGUUUUAUGCAAGCUGACUACUAAUGAAAACAAUAUGAAUGCAUUGUUGCUGCAUUAGUGUAAUGUGGUGUGGUUUUGCACUUAAAAGAGGUAUUCAGAUGAUCUAGUUGUAAAUGUUCAUGUGAAAAGCCUCUUCUGUACUAAUCAAACUGCUUUUAGUGAGUCUCACCAGUGGUUUUACAUCUGCAGAGCAUUGAGGACUGGGCUGACUUUUUGAGAGGAUUGAAAUUGCUUCAUAUUGUGAUCCUAAAUUUUAUAUUCACUAUAUUCCCUAAAGUAUACCUUAAUAAAUAUUUUAUGACCAGAAAAAUAGCUCAUCUUGUUUCACUUUU
Molecule: messenger RNA, 3649 nt
Organism: Balaenoptera ricei (Rice's whale)
Lineage: Eukaryota; Metazoa; Chordata; Mammalia; Artiodactyla; Balaenopteridae
Gene: UHRF2
Product: ubiquitin like with PHD and ring finger domains 2
Exons: 16
Coding region: 337-2745 (802 amino acids)
Biological process (GO): protein ubiquitination; negative regulation of gene expression via chromosomal CpG island methylation
Molecular function (GO): protein binding; ubiquitin protein ligase activity
Source: RefSeq, a predicted model, not a curated record